Aspergillus aculeatus ATCC 16872 is the source of this 837-nucleotide messenger RNA. Its product is annotated as YwbE family protein. The annotation marks the transcript as partial. The transcript has a single exon. The record is from RefSeq and is a predicted model, not a curated record. NCBI's taxonomy places the organism in Eukaryota, Fungi, Ascomycota, Eurotiomycetes, Eurotiales, Aspergillaceae.
CCCAUCAAAACCACAACCAACCACCGCACCUGUAACCCCUCUCCAAUCAACCAUCCCACCCAUCCCAUCACAAAAUGCCCCGCGUCCCCACCACCAAAGAAGUUCUCCCCGGAGCCAACGUGAACAUAGUCCUGAAGGCCGAUCAACCCACCGGCCGCACCGUCUCGGGGACCAUCGCCGACGUGCUGACGCGGGGCAACCACCCGCGGGGCAUCAAGGUGCGGCUCACGGAUGGGCGGGUGGGGAGGGUGCAGUCUAUGAGCACGAGCACGGGGGGCCAGUCUUCAGACCCUGCUGCUGCUGCUGAAUUCUCCCGGGGAAGAGCUCCCCGGGACAGGCGGGGGGAGGCAGACGAGCCGCCGCAGAAUAUCGGGCUGGAUGCGUAUAUCACCCAGCCGUCGCGGCAGAAGCGACGGGGUGGGAGGGUGGAGGUUGCUGGUGGAGGGGGGCUGGAUGGUGAUGCGGUGGCAGUUGCGGCGGCAGCACCGACGGUGACUUGUCCGGUUUGUGGGGGUUUUGAGGGGGAUGAGGCUGCUGUUGCGUAUCAUGUUGCUUCGCAUUUUGAUUGAGGGGGUCGUGGUAGCGCUAGAUGGGAUUAGGUAUGGGUAUGGGUGGUGUUGGUGGAGUUUGACUGGAUUGAGCGAGCAGUUCUGUGCCUUUACUGUGCGGGAAGUGGAAGUGUAUGGAUGCGCUCUGCUAUCGCGGGUUAGUGUGUUCUGGCUUCGCCGAAGUUAUUUACGUGUUUGUACGGCAGGCCAGGGAUGCGGUUAGCUGACUGUGGAAUAGACGGGCUCUGCAACACGGCUAGCGGAGACUUGCAGGCAAGAAAAUAAGUAU